AUGCAGAGGAGCGCUGGUUUCCUGUUCCUGACCCUCAUCCUCGGGGCCGCCCUGUCGGAAACGUUCGGGCUGGUUUUCUCCGCAAAAGAAAAAAGGGGCUGGACUUUGAAUAGCGCUGGGUACCUACUUGGGCCACAUGCGGUAGAUAACCACAGAUCUUUCAACGACAAAUAUGGCUUCACUGGUAAACGCGAAAUACAGCCUGAUGAGGAUACUGAAGCAGGGAGUCUUGGAAGACCGCUGGCUGAUGAAAACAUUGUGCGCACAGUAAUUGAAUUUUUGACGUACUUGCAUCUUAAAGAGGUGGGAGCGCUUGACAAACUACCUUCAUCAGAGGAAACAAAUCAGUCUUGA
This is a messenger RNA of Leptosomus discolor (cuckoo roller), 354 nucleotides long. It is a transcript of the gene GAL, whose product is annotated as galanin and GMAP prepropeptide. Gene Ontology annotation, cellular component: secretory granule; extracellular region. Lineage: Eukaryota; Metazoa; Chordata; Aves; Leptosomiformes; Leptosomidae. The record is from RefSeq and is a predicted model, not a curated record. Gene Ontology annotation, molecular function: galanin receptor binding; neuropeptide hormone activity. Gene Ontology annotation, biological process: neuropeptide signaling pathway.